AUGGUGAUAGUGAGCAUCCCAAACUGCGAAAAUUUUGAUCGGACCCUCGUAAACUAUGGCUACUAUCAUGGAUUACUACCACGAGAAGAUGUUCCAUACUUACUACAACGAAACGGAGACUUUUUGGUUAGAAUUGCUGAGUCAGAGAAAACUGACGCGAAAAUGGAAAUGGUGCUGUCCGUUCUGCACGAUCCUACUGGUCGUUUUGCACGUGUUAAAAAAGCUACGAACCGAGCAAAUUGUAUAUUGCAUUUGGUUAUACAGAGCAAAAUAAAAGCAAAAUACUGUAUUGAUAACGGGGCUGCGUUUGACUCGGUAAACGAAUUGAUACAGUACUUCUCGAAGAACACGAUUAAAGUCAGAAGGAUGGAUAUACGACUGGGGUACGCUAUUCCUCUUGCACCAUGGGAGAUUGAAGCGAAGCAUGUAACAAUUGGUGACAUUUUGGGUGGACCAGGAUGGUUAGAAUUACGUAAAUGUACAAUUAAAGUGCUCGGAGAAGAUAUUCGAGCCGUGGCAACAAUUAUUCACAAAUCUCCAUUAGCGAAUGAAGCAGUGAAAGAAUUGGCGAGACAAUGUAGGCUACUACGAGAAUUACAGUAUCCUUGUAUAAUACGAUUCUAUGGUGUUUGUCUAGUAACACAACCUUGUUACUUUUUUAUGGAAUUCUUCUCAGAAGGAAAACUGAACUUAUACUUGAUCAAACAUCGAGGAAACUUGAAAAGAGACGAACUUCUACAGAUGGUUAUGAGUGCAGGUUGGGGACUCGACUAUCUGCAUUCACAAGGAAUUCUUCAUCGAGAUUUAGCGGCCAGGAAUUGUUAUUAUAACAAACAGAUGGUCAAAAUCGGAGGUUUCAAUCUUGCAAGAAAAACACUGGUGUACUCAAUGAAAUCACUACGACGAUUCCCAAUUCGAUGGAUGGCACCCGAAUCUGUGCAGAUGUUUCGAUUUUCACAAAAAUCCGAUGUCUACGCUUAUGGAGUGCUUAUCUAUGAGAUAUUCUCACAAUGUGAACCUUAUGAAGGGCGUUCUGCACAAGAAGUAAAAGCACUCAUCAAGAAAGGAAAAACGAAUGUUUUCCCGGCAAAAACACCAAAAACGCUUGCAGAUUAUGUGAAACAGCAAAUGUGGGAAAUAAAUCCGAAUAAUCGAUCAAAUAUGAAAGAUAUUAUGGAAUAUUUAUCAAAAUAUACCGGAUUCAAACUAGAAACGGGAGCUCUAGGGAAACUCUCUGUUCAACGGACCCUUACCGCACCAGUGACGAACGACGUCGAUUUUGAAGUCGCAGCAGAGGAAGGCGCCGCUCAACCUCAUGUGGUGGAAGGGUUGGUUAUUGGCGGUGGAAAACCGUCACCAGGAACAGUUCUUCCAAAAGAACUAGAUGCCAAGCUUCUCAAAAAACCUCGCGUCAAAUCCGUGGAGAAGAAGAAGACCGUAGCAAGCAAGGAAGAGCCCAAAAUUCCGCUGCAACUCGAAGCAAAGCCAUUGGAUAAACCAGCUCAAACAGCAGCUGAACAAAAGAAAAUCACCACCACUGCACCUCAAGUAACUAAAGAAAAGGAACCGGAGAAGAAGUCGGCCGUCCAGGAGCAAGUCGUCGUGAAACCCGAAGAAGAGGAUACCAACAUUGCUGGAUUUGCUAACCAAGCUGGUGAUCUACUUUUCGCUUUCGGCACAGCGCUCGUACAAGCAUUUCAAGGAGGAACAAAAACUGAAGCAAAAUCACAAAUAAACAGACUUGAGGAACAAAAGACGCAGUCAUUGUUGGUUUCUGAAGUGACAGCACCAGCUCCUGUAGCACUUCCAGAAGCAAUGCCCAAGAAGACUGUUCCUGAACCCCCGAAAGCAGAGAAAAAGGGUCAAAUCGAGAAACAAAAGCCUAGAAGUAAAAUGAUAACUAAUCUUAAGAAGGCGAAGAAACGAGGAUGA
Messenger RNA from Necator americanus (New World hookworm), 1932 nucleotides. RefSeq lists its product as uncharacterized. Lineage: Eukaryota; Metazoa; Nematoda; Chromadorea; Rhabditida; Ancylostomatidae. Gene Ontology annotation, molecular function: protein tyrosine kinase activity; ATP binding. Gene Ontology annotation, biological process: protein phosphorylation. Bases 1 to 1932 code for a protein of 643 amino acids. The transcript is spliced from 12 exons. The record is from RefSeq and is a predicted model, not a curated record.